UGGCGUGGCUCGCGCACACCCGUCUACGCGCCUGAUUAGCUCGUGUCGAGCAUCCACAACACCCCGAGAAGGAUAAGAUCCCCCAGUCGCUGUAGACAAACACUAGCCCGUAAAAUUCCCCUCGCUCGUCCUCUCCCUCUCGGUUUUGCUCGCUCCCGAGCCGCCGUUGCCGCGCCAUCGUUGCCACCGUGGCCACCGGCCUUCCCUCGUCGCUCGAAGAUGUCCGGGGGCUCCGUCGUGGUCGGAUCCAUUACCACGUCGAAGAGCUCGAGCUAGGAUGCCCCGUAGCCUCGCCAUCGUCCUCGUCUUCACGCACGGCCGCCGCAUCACGCCGUCGUUUGCCACCCCAACGGGCCACCCUGGCGGCCUUGACCAUGUCCACGAGCCUCCCCACCCCGAGACCGACGCUGAUACCCUUGUGAUCGACUACAUCGACAACGAACCCUCCUUCUUGCCAGAGCAACCAGACUUGGAGUCCAGGAGCCAGACGCCACUGUCGAUGAUGACUGCUACUACUCGGGAGGUGCCUACUACUACGUUCAGGCCGCUGACAACGACCAGUAGUAGAUUAGGAGGAUCCCAGGCAGGAGGCCUGCGCCUCUUUCGAUCUGUAUCCCAGUUUGUGCUAGCCUUCUUAAGGCAAACUUGUUUAACUUAUAUCUGUACUCAGAUAUUGUUGCUUCCGCUGACUCGUCUAUGAUCGAGCUCUUGUAUUUGAGCCCUCGAGGCCCCUGGCUUGUAAUAUGAUGCU
Molecule: messenger RNA, 751 nt
Organism: Triticum urartu
Lineage: Eukaryota; Viridiplantae; Streptophyta; Magnoliopsida; Poales; Poaceae
Source: RefSeq, a predicted model, not a curated record